This is a messenger RNA of Nicotiana attenuata, 630 nucleotides long. RefSeq names its product proteasome subunit beta type-6-like. The transcript has a single exon. Gene Ontology annotation, molecular function: threonine-type endopeptidase activity. Bases 1 to 630 code for a protein of 209 amino acids. NCBI's taxonomy places the organism in Eukaryota, Viridiplantae, Streptophyta, Magnoliopsida, Solanales, Solanaceae. Gene Ontology annotation, cellular component: proteasome core complex. The record is from RefSeq and is a predicted model, not a curated record.
AUGGAGAUGGACAGAUUGUUGCCACAUUCUACGGAAACCACCAUCCUUGGGGUGACUUACGAGGGCGGCGUUGUUCUCGGCGCUAACUCCCGAACCAGUACUGGAAUGCAUAUGAUGAGUAGGCUUUCUAAUAAGAUAACUGAGCUAGCUGAUAAUGUCUAUGUUUGCGCUGACGAUGCACAAAUAGUUUCAGAUUACGUUCGCCACUUUCGAAUUCAACUUGGCCAGCCAACGACUGUCAAGUCAGCUGCAAACUUUGUUAGUUCGUUGCCCUAUAAUAAUAAGGCUAAGCGUCAAACAGGAAGGAUUGUUGGUGGAUGGGACAAAUAUGAUGGGGGUAACAUAUAUGGGAUUCCUGUUGGGGGCACAGUAGAAGAGCCGCAACGUUUUGCUAUUGAAGGACGUGAAUCUAGUUAUUUGCAUGGUUUCUUGGACCGAGCAUGGAGGGAAGGAAUGAGUCAAGAAGAAGCAGAAAAACUGGUUGUGAAUGCGGUGUCUGCAGCCAUUGCACGACAUGGUGGUGCGAGCAGCGAUGGCGCAGUUCGCGUUGUGACUAUUAGUAAAGAUGGAGCUACAGGGAAAUUGUAUCCGGCUGGUACUCUUCCAUUCAGAGACGGAUCCAGGAUUUAA